CUUGGAUUACUUCCGGUGGCGAGGGAAAACACAAAAAAAACUUUACACGUUUUGCUUCAAUCGUUGAACUGUCUGGUGACUGUAUUGUAAACACAGAAGACAGUAGAGGGACAUGGUUGAUUUUCCACAAUAAAUAACUCCCGAGAUAAUCUUAUUUUCCAACACUGUAAAAAACGCUACAUCACUUCAUCCGCCAUGUCUGUGAAUGGAGAUGCUGAAUACGUGCCCUCCCCCCGUCCCCACCCCCGUGUGAAACCCGAGGCCCUGAGCUAUGCGGAACGAAACCGUGGCGGCAUGGAGAGGUGGUUCGACUACUCUGACAACAUCAACAACUACAACUCCCCGCGACCUGGCGCUCGGGUCAGGUCGGAGGAGGCGAAACAGAUCGCUGAAACGAACAAAGGCUCGAUGACUGACAUCAUAGGAGGUUACCCUGACCCUGUCCCCGAAAGACAGCUCCACCCCCGGGGCGUGACGUCGGACGCGGCCGAGAUCGCGGACAACAACAAAGGGGGCGAGAUGAAGAACCUGAUCGACAACUACGGGAGUUUGGCGGUGGAGGAACAGCCCGCCCCGAAGGUGAAGGGGUCAGAGGCGGAGGAAUAUGCCGAGAGGAAUCGUGGGACGGUGAACAACCUGAUCAGCAACACGAACGCAGCGCCGUUGACGCCGCCCCCAGUGAAGCUGGACCAGGCCGGGAGCGAGGUGGCUGCCAAACACACGGGCGAAGGGAUGGGUCCGCUGUUGAGGAUGGAAGGGGAGAAGUCACCCAAAGAACCCAAAAUAGGCAAGCUGCACCAAGAAUCAGAAGGGGGCUGGGAUGAAAUUCCUCCACACCAUCGUACGAGACCCGAGGCUGAAACCAUCGCCAGCAAGAACUCGGCAGAUUCCAUGGGUGCUAUCCUCGCGAUGAAUUCCUCGCCCCAGAACGUGAAGAAAAAUAAAGUGCUGAAGCACAUGGAACUCACUGAGGAUCCUCGUCCUCGGUCGUCCCCUGCCAGGACUCGACCUGAAGCCAUGCAGUACUACCAGAAGAAUCAGACGACCGAGAUGUCGGCCAUAAUGCACGGAGAGUCUCAACAGUCUACUCACCGAGUGACGCGGCAUCAGCGCAUGAUGCAGAAGUCCGAAGACUGGUGAUGCAUUGUGGGAGAGAGAAUCGGCUCGGGAAAAUAUCUGGAGUUAAAAUUAGUCGGUGGAUGGCAUUUUGAAAACUCUUGUUAACGUUUCGUUACAGUUUGUUCCACUGGAUAUUGUGUAUUAUUGUUUGAGCGAACUCAAAAAUUGAGAUUUUUAAAGGUGUCGUUUUACAAGCUUGAAUGUUGUAGCAGUUGCUAUAUUUUUCGAGAGAAAAAAUUCUGCCCUAUUGGCAUUGUAUUAUUGAUUAUUAAAAAAGUGGCCUUUUUAUGAAAAAAAAUAGAGGACAUUUUUAAAACGUUUUAAAUAUCAAUUUUUAUUUUAUUCCCACCGUAUAUUUCUUUAUUUUAUUUGAUACCCAUCAAUUUUUAUUCAUAUUGAGACAAAAUUUUAAAAUGUUUUUAAAAAAUUAAUUCACCCAUUUAUUUAUCUCUGUCAUAAGCAUCAUUCCUUUGUUUUUCUUAAUACAAGCACAGCAUAUUCAAACGAGAUGCUCUUUUGGAAAAAAAAAUUCAGAUCUGAGAAUUAUAUUUUUAUGUAUUUAAGUGCAACAUUUUGGUUGUCUUAUUAAUACUAUAAUAUACCUUUUCCAAUAGUAUUUCGUAAUACUAUAAAUGUUCCAUGCCAGUAGUAUUAGUAGUUAGUACCAUACUGUACCAUUGCCAGUACUUUUACUGUUAGUGCUUUAAACUUUAAAAUUUACCUAUACCAGGAUCAAAAUACAUGUACCCUUGCCAGUUUUACUUUAAUGUGCCUGUAACAAUAGUACUAAAAGGUACGUGUAUGCUGGUCAGUGGUGUUGUGUACAAUAUAAUGUUACUUUUUUUUCAGUUCUAUAUAAUGUACCUCUUUCUAGUGGUAAUAUAAUGUACCUUCUGCAAACGUCUUGUUAGUAAAAUACAAUAAAAAAAUUCGGAUUCUUUUUCUGUAUAAUAUCGUACCCUUUCUGGUAGUCUUGUUAGUAAAACUAGGUGCCAUUUCUGGUAGUCAUGUUAGUAAAAUAAUGUACCCUCUAUCAAAGUCUUGUGCGUGAAAUAUGAUACCUUUUCUGAUAUUUGUUUGUAAGUAAAAUAUAGUACCCUUUCUGGUAGUAUUUUUACUACUGUAAAAUACCCAUUCCAGUUGCGCUGUUAACAGUGUAACUUCCCCUUAUCAAUGUCUUUGUUAGAGAUGGUUAAAAGUACAGAAGUUAGGCUGUGAUGUGUGGACCCCACAUUCGAAGAGUCUUCCCGCAUUUAUCCUCACCAGUCUCUGUAUUAGUGAUUUUCAUUAAACAGUGGAUAGAUCUGUGGAUAGACAGAUACUUAAAUAGAUCAGUGCAACAAUAAAUCUGCUUUUGCUCAUGCAGGGGACAACAUUUUAAAAUGUUAGGUAAAGCCGAACUUGUUUCACAUUGUCUUCACCUAUUAUUUUACCGAUUAUUUGAUUACACAAACCAUAUUUGCAUAGCAAAUAAAAUUCUGAUGAUCCUAAAGUUUGUAACUUUCAAUAUUAGAAUGUAAAGGUCUGUCACUAAAGUGAUUGGCAGUUUGCUUGAAUUUGAAGUUGCGUAAUCGUCGCAUAAACAAAACGGCCAGUGAAAUAUUGUGCCCUGCUUAAGCCAAUUCAUAAGUUGUCUCUCGGUCUUUAAAAAACAAACAUACUAAGCCUUUUUCAAUCUUCAUGUUAGGAGGAUAGGAUGCUACUAAUAGUUGUUGCCAUGCUGCGUGUAUGCUUGAUGCGGUAGUUGGUUGUAUUCACUGUAGCUGGCUUCUCAAUGCUUCCAGUUAUAUUGUGUUGAAGAUUUCAAAGAAAACUAUUAUAAGUAGUCCUUUGAUUAUUCCAAUAAUGCACAUCCCAUCAACAUGUAUUUUUUUUAUCACUGUUUUGUAAAUAUAUCAAAGAUGUUUUCUUUUUUAAUGAAUAUUUUUUGUUGUCAGAAGUUAAAUUUAUUUUUUUAUGCUUCAUUCACAUUUUUGUAAACGUUUUUAUGUUAUAUGUGUAUAUAUUUUUAAGUUACAGAUCUGAUGUUUGUGUUUGUGUAUGAAUCAGCUGUCAUGUUCAGGAAGACAAGCGCUCGUGAACAUUUGGUCUUAUUUCUGUCCUGUUCUAUCUUGUCACAUUCUCUUAAUGUUGAGUGAAAAAACAUAACGAGACUGAGCGUUUGGCCUCCUGAACAUGGCUAAUGUGUUGUGAUGUUUCCAGGUUCGUGUUUCACUUUGUAUCAGUUGAAAGUUGUUACUGGAUUAUCCUUGACAUUUAUAGCAUGUUACAGACACUGUACAUCUAUUACUGCAUCAUAAUAGUAAAUGCGAAUGUUUAAUAGUUAAGAAAAAAUGCAUAUCAUGACUCACUUUUCAAUAGGAAUUAAAUUCCCAUAAAUGAAAAUCAAAAGAAUCUGUAACUAAAUUUCUGUAUUAUUUGUCAGUCUGUAGGGAAAAAAACAAGCACGAAUCUAGAGUCCUUUUUUCAUACUAUGGAAUUUACUCCAAAAUUAAAUAUUUAUGAAACAAUUGACUGUUUUAUGGUGGUGUGAAAUAAACAGAAAAAUGCUGAGAUUUUCCAGGCUUUCGAAAUAAGCCUUGUGUCUGGUAACCCAUUUACAGGUUACCACAAAAUAUAGCCUGGUAACCUAUAGGUUACCACAACUACAUGAAAGUUAGAAUUGACUUCCUGUUAUCAGUAGCCUACGACUAACAAAAUCUGGAAGUAAAUUUAUCUAGUGGGCGUUGCUUAAACACGGAUCGCUGAAAUUGCUUAGCAAUUGCAAAAAUGUGCACGAACGUAGGUGCAAUUUCGUACGAGAAAACGAAACGCGGAAGUAAAUUGAGCUAGUGGACGCAGCUUAAAUGUGGAAUGACUAUUACUGCUUGCAAUUGCACAUCGAUGCAAUUCCUUACGAGAAAAUGAAACGCUGAAGUCCGGAAUGCAUUGCCUGGUUUACAUUCGGAAAUGAAACUACCGUUGUUGAAAUUUUUGUCGAGAAUGAAACACCGUUCUCAACUUUUUAUAUACAUGUGGUAACCUCCCGGUAACCUGAACGACCGUUCUCGACUUAUUUCGAUGCCUAAUUUUCUAAAAGGAUCAAAUUUCUGUUUUAAUUAAUAGCAAUUAAAAAUAUAAUUUACACAAUGCGAUUAUGUACAGUAUUUAUAUUUAUUUGCAUUUCUUGUGUUGCACAGUAUAUACCAUACAUUUUCUCAUUAUAAUUACAUGUCGUGGAAUUAUUGAGUUUCUAAAAACACUUCAUCAUCCAAAAUCAAAUUCAUGUAUCACCGUUAGGAUACUGACGAAAGUGGGUUGUGACAUUAUUGUUUAAUGUAUACUUUUCAAACAUUAAUUUUAAUUAAGAUUUAUCUUACUUAUUACUGUUACCUAUUUAUGUGCCUUGAAAUUUUAAGCUAUAUUUUAAAGAAAAACACAGCAUAGUUUUGUAUUCGGCAUAAUGCAGACAUUAGACCACAGUGUUGUUGCUGCAAACUUAUACCAUUUUUAUGUACCUGCAAACAUUGGACUAAAAAUUUUGCUAGUCCAAACUUUAGACCAGUUUUGACAGCCCAAUUCAGAAGGGACCUCUAGAACAUAAAGUGUUUGAUAGUCCAAACAUCAAACGACUAAGCCACUAAAUUUUGAUAGUCCAAACAUCAAAUGACUAUGUCACUAAAUUUUGAUAGUCAAACGACUAAGUCACUAAAUUUUGAAUCCAGACAUCGGACGACUAAGUCACUAAAUUUUGAAUCCAGACAUCAAACGACAAGUCACUAAAUUUUGAUAGUCCAGACAUUAGACCACAAACUUUGGAUAGCCCAGUCCAGACAUGAAACCACUAGACCAUAAAAGUUUUGUUAGUUCAAACAUCAGACGACUAAGCCACUAACUUUUGAUAGUCCAAACAUCAAACAACAUUAAGACCACAAACUUUCCAUAUUACAACGAUUAGACCACAAAGUUUUAAUACAACAUCCAUUAGUACACAGAAUACAGACAUUAGAUCACAAAAUAGUUUCAACUGCACAGAAUUUUAAAGAAUUAUUUUUAUUGAUAUUGAAUUUACCGAUAUACACGUGAAAUUUUAUGUCCUGCAAAGCAUAAAGUAUUAUUAGCUUUACAACAUGAUGCAAACCUUUGUUUAUAGCUGUGUUUUCUCUUUCUUUUUAUCCAUCUGCCAUUUGUAGUACCAUGGCAAUAAUAGAAUGUAACAAACGUUAUGGAUUAAACUCAUGUUAUACCUAUGAUGUUAGGUACAUAAUCACUAAUGUUUAUUAGGCAUUGUAUGGUUUUUUUUGUUUUUAGUGCCUACUAUUCAGUUAAAAACUUACUAUUUAAUUGAAAACACUAUUUUGGUGUGUUGAUCUUAAUGUAUAGUCUGGUAUUGAUCAGACUUUAAGAAAUAAAACUUGUAACAUAACAGUAUAGAUGAAUGAAUAGUUUGCACACAAAAAAAAAAUAAAAAAAUGUAUGUGUCAGUUGUACGAGUGGUUUCUCAGUCUUCGCCAGUUGUAAAAAAUGGAGGCAGGCGAAAGAUCACUCACCUGAAAUGGUGCUAGGUGAGCUGAAGUACUAGACUAGCAAUCACAUGAAGUUUCAAAUAAAAUGCAUUAAAAAUGAGACCCUAGUGUUCAAAUGCUACCACAUAUUUUUUUAUUAUUAGAGCCUUUUUUUUUAUCAUUUAAAUUAAAAGUAAUAAAAAAAAAUAGUUUGAAACAUCCGUUUUCAUACAUCCGAAGUGUUUUGGUGUCAUCGGUUUUUGUAAUGCCCCAAAAUAUAUAUAUAAAAAAUUGUAAUUCUAAAAAUGCAUGUACCUGUGAGAAGUAAUGGUAAUUGAGCCAAUCUCAAUUCCAUUUUUAGAUGGUAUUUUCCUGUGUACAGGGUCUGCUUCUUUGAAACAUUUAUUGCCAGGCGAUUAAUUUGUUGCUCUCCUAAACCUUUUCAGGCGAUGGUGAAGGUGAGUGUGAGUGAUCACUCGACUGGCGAGGGUGGAGGUGUGUGAGUGAUCGCUCAACUGGCGAGGGUGGAGAUGUGUGAGUAAUAGCGAGGGUGGAGGUGUGUGAGUGAUCGCUCGACUGGUGAGGGUGGAGGCGAGAGUGAAUGAUCACUCGCCUCUCCUGGUGAAGAUGAGUCUUGAUCAGCCACAGUUGAACGGAUUGGAAUCGAGUUACUUCCAUGUUUGUCAUUGAAAGAUCUGUUGUAUUAAAUGACCUCGGUCAGAUAAAGCAA
Molecule: messenger RNA, 6333 nt
Organism: Gigantopelta aegis
Lineage: Eukaryota; Metazoa; Mollusca; Gastropoda; Neomphalida; Peltospiridae
Exons: 4
Coding region: 196-1140 (314 amino acids)
Source: RefSeq, a predicted model, not a curated record